Stylophora pistillata is the source of this 1688-nucleotide messenger RNA. Its product is annotated as angiopoietin-related protein 7. Lineage: Eukaryota; Metazoa; Cnidaria; Anthozoa; Scleractinia; Pocilloporidae. The record is from RefSeq and is a predicted model, not a curated record.
GCAAGUUUGGUGGGAAGAGACGUUCAUUUUUAGCUGAACAGACUCUUACAUGUAAAGAUACGGAGCAAAGAUAAUGGCCUGCGCCAGAUCUAACUGGAGAUUGAUUUUGAUUUUAUCUUUGAUAUCUUUCGUCAGCAACUCCACUUCGUCAAAAGCAAAGGGGCCAAACUCAUCCCAGACUGUUACUUCAAAGGACAAAUGUCACAACGUGUAUACUUCUAACAAUUUUUACGCUGGACCGAACAAGAAGAUCGAAACAUUACUUCACGAAGUCAAGAACGAGCUCAGUGAGAUACGAGAGGAGAUAAGAUCCCUAAAGGGAAAAAAUAUUAGUGGGAAAGUCUUUAAGAGCUGUGCUGAACUCUACAAAGCUGGAAAACGAAUCAGUGGUGUUUACACUAUCGAUCCUGACGACGCCGGUGCCUUUGAUGUCUUUUGCGACCAAAAGACAGCCGGUGGAGUGUGGACAGUGUUCCAAAAGAGACUGGAUGGCUCGUUUGAUUUCUACCUUGGUUGGGACGACUACAUACGAGGCUUUGGAAAUUUAAACGGUGAGUUUUGGCUCGGACUGGACAAGAUUCACCGGCUGACAAAAGAACGAUGCAGAAUUCAUGUGGACCUCGAAGAUAUCAAUGGAAAGACAGCGUAUGCCGGGUACGACUUUUUCGGUGUUGCCAGCGAGAGAAGCAAAUACAGACUGAGUAUUGGAACAUAUUCUGUUUCUCCUUCAAGGGAAAAAUGUCAAAACGUAUACAACUCCAACAAUUUCUAUGCAGGGCCAAACAAGGAAUUCGAAACAUUUCUUCAUGAAGUUAAGAAGGAGCUCAGGGGGAUACGAGAGGAUAUCAGCAAUCUGAAAGGAAAUAGAACAAAUGUUGAAGUCUACAAGAACUGUGCUGAACUCUACAAAGCUGGAAAACGAAUCAGUGGUGUUUACACUAUCGAUCUUGACGACGCCGGUGCCUUUGAUGUCUUUUGCGACCAAAAGACAGCCGGUGGAGGGUGGACAGUGUUCCAAAAGAGACUGGAUGGCUCGGUUGAUUUCUACCGCGGUUGGGCUGACUACAAACGAGGCUUUGGAAAUUUAAACGGUGAGUUUUGGCUCGGACUGGACAAGAUUCAUCGGCUGACAAAAGAACGAUGCAGAAUUCACGUGGACCUUGAAGAUAUCAAUGGAAAGACAGCAUAUGCCGAGUACGACUUUUUUGGUGUUGCCAGCGAGAGAAGCAAAUACAGACUGAGUCUUGGAACAUAUUCUGGAACUGCUGGUGAUUCCCUCUCUUAUCACAGAGGCUACGCUUUUUCCACCAAAGAUCGAGACAACGAUCGGAGCAGUAGCCUAUCUUGUGCCAUACGUUGCAAAGGAGCCUGGUGGUAUAACGCCUGUGUUAGCUCCAAUCUCAAUGGUCUUUACCUUCACGGCCCACACUCUACUUCAUGGGAAGGCGUGGACUGGCACAGAUGGAAAGGUAGUAGCUACUCCGCCAAACGAGCUGAGAUGAAAAUCAAACCAGUUAUAUAAAACUCCGUUAUUCGCCUAUUUCAUGGUAACAUCGGUUUUUUUCGCUGGUUUCUAAAACUUGAUAAAGGUUGGUGCAACGCAGAUUGGUGUAGCAGUGGGUGUAGGUGUGUUUUAUUCUGCACUGUACGAGUGUUUGAAAGCAAUAAAGUUUUUCUUUCAUCUUUGA